CGCCCUUGGCCGCUGCCGCGGCGGGCGGCGCGGAGCUCGCGAGCAGCCGGGCGUCUGCCAGCACGGCCCGGCCGGGGGCGGCGCCGGCGCCCCCGACGGUGCUGGAGGUCAGCUCCCGGCGCAGCCCGGUGUUCCGGCGCCUGCAGCGCCUGCUGCAGCGCAAGGGCCGCACGGAGGCGCGCCGCUUCCUCGCGGAGGGGGACGCCUUCCUGCAGAUGCGGCCCCGCACCGUCUUCGUGCGCCGGAGCCGGUGGGAGGGUAGCAGCGGCGCCCAGCUGCGGGCGCUCUGGGCGCGCGUGUGCGGCGGCGCGGAGGUAGUCAGAGGCGGGCCCCGGCGCGGGCCUCGACGCGCGGCCGUUCGCGUGGGGCAGCGCGGCGCUCGACGACUUCGGCCUGGCGGGCGAGGCGCCCGGGCUCGCCGUGCUCUCGGACGAGCUCUACGACGCCGUGUCGAGCCAGGAGCAGCCUCAAGGC
Molecule: messenger RNA, 474 nt
Organism: Prorocentrum cordatum
Lineage: Eukaryota; Dinophyceae; Prorocentrales; Prorocentraceae
Source: the annotation of a GenBank genome assembly